GCGGUAGAGGGAGUGAUUGACUUGGCAGUCUCAUGUAGGGCGCACAACUGCUAGAAAGCAAACUAUCAGACUGAUCCAUAUUAUUCUUACCUAUUGUUAUGCUCAGACUUGAGUGAAGCCGUUCUUGUGGAGGAUGGAGAGAAAGGAUGGAGGGUUCGCGCAGGUGCUGUCAGAAACUGCAGUGGAUAAUCCCACAGUUGAGUGCCAAUGGGCUACGUGCGUAGCUUUAAAGGGUGUGCAUACGACGGAUAGUCGGAGUCGCAGGCAGAGUCAUGCUCUCCACUCUGAUUUCUACACCUCUACUAUUCCGACAAUUAACUCCUCUUUACUCCGUCCACAGCAUAAGAGCCAGGAUGCCCCACCCAACGGCAUGAGAUACCACCAAUCAGGAUCUACCCAGAUGGACCUCAAUGGCAUCAACCACAAGCAGCCUCAGGAAUACACGGGGCAGUCAUUUUUCUCUUCCUUCUCCAAUUCCAUUCCACGCCGAAUCCACCCAUUGAGAGGGGCCGGCAAUCACAAACAGAACCAAUGGUUCUUGCAGGAGGCUGCCGAUGGCUUCGUGGGUGGUGGGAACGAUCGUCUGUGGCUUACUUUCGUGACGAGGGAGCAGACGAAAUGCUUCUUUAGCAGACUGUGUAUGAGUCAAUGGGCAGAAAAUGGCAUCAUCUGAUCAGACCAUAUUAUUUCUUAUUGUAGCAUAUAUACCGAAAAUUGAAACAAUAGCCGACAACUGGCCCGAUCAACAAGCCCCAAAAUCGUCUCUAC
Aspergillus wentii DTO 134E9 is the source of this 768-nucleotide messenger RNA. RefSeq lists its product as uncharacterized. The record is from RefSeq and is a predicted model, not a curated record. NCBI's taxonomy places the organism in Eukaryota, Fungi, Ascomycota, Eurotiomycetes, Eurotiales, Aspergillaceae. The coding region runs from base 134 to 673 and encodes 179 amino acids. The transcript is spliced from 2 exons.